CGGGGACAGUCUCCACCAGGAGGGGCAGACCGGCCUCCUAUGACUCCCGCUCUUUCACCAUUGCAGACAUGGGUUCCUUUUGGAGCUGGUGGACACUCUGGGCUGGAGCAACCCUUCUGUGGGGAUUGACCCAGGAGGCCUCAGUGGACCCUAAGAACAGCGGUGGGGAGGAAUUCCUCACGGCCUUCCUGCAGAACUAUGAGCCCAGUUACAGCAAGGCCUAUCUCUACCUCCUCCUCACCAGCCUGUCGGACAGCCCCACCUCAGUCUCCGUCCUCAGCCGGGUGGAUGGCACCUCACAGAAGGUCACAGUGGGGCCCGGACAGUCAGUCAUGGUCAACAUCAGCGCCAAGGCUGAGAUGGCCGGCAGCAAUACCUUCCAGCAUGCAGUGGUGGUCCACUCUGACCGCACCAUCUCUGUGCAGGCAAUAAACGCUAAGCCCUACACAGCGGAUGUGACCCUGCUGUGGCCUGUCCGUGCCCUGGGCACUGAGUACUUCGUGCUCACACCAUCUAGCACCUUGAACCAGAAUGUCAAGGAGUUUGCUGUCGUGGCUGGUGCAGCCGGUGCUUCUGUCAGUAUACAGCUGAAGGGGUUGGUGACAUUCCAGGGCAAGUCCUACCAAGCAGGCAAUGUGCUGAAUGUGACUCUGGAGGCCUACCAAGUGGCCCAGGUACAGAGCAUGGCUAACCUCUCAGGGUCAAAGGUCACCGCCAGUAGCCCUGUGGCUGUCCUCUCUGGCCACAGCUGUGCUCAGAAAAACACGAACUGCAACCAUGUGGUGGAGCAGCUGCUACCCACGUCUGCCUGGGGCACCCGCUAUGUGGUGCCCCCUCUGUCUUUCCAGACCCACUAUGAUCUGGCCUAUGUCAUGGCCAGCCAGGCCACAAAGCUGACCUACAACCUUGGGGGCACUGCUGGCACCCGUGAACUCCAGGCAGGUGACGUGGCAGAGUUUGAGAUCCAGCAGUCCCGGCCACUCUACCUGUCUGCAGAUGUGGGCAUCCAAGUCCUGCUGUUUGGCACGGGUGCCACCAAGGAUGGAAAUACCUAUGACCCCCACCUGGUUCUGCUCCCAGACGUGGCGGCCUACUGCCCUGCCUAUGUGGUGAAGAAAGUGCCAGGCUCUAAGGGUGUGGCCCUGGUGGUGGCGCCGACCGAUGCUACUGAUGAGUUGACCAUGGAUGGGCAGAGGCUGGGGGCCAAGCUCACCUGGGCCCCUGUGCCAGGCAGUGAGUUCUCAUAUGCUGAAGUGGAUCUUGGUGUUACUGACAGUAUCCACGUGGCCACAGCCACUGACAGCUUUGAGCUGCUCGUCUUCGGGCUGGACCAGCCUGUGAGCUUUGGGACAGCUGCUGCCUGCAGCCAGACCCGGAUGACCCGGGAGAGGACCUCCUGCGAAGGCAAGCAGUGCGCUUCCAGGCAGCUCUGCCAGGUGGUGGACGGGCAGGCCAGGUGCGUGGAGGCCUCUGUGGCCACCUGCCGUGCCCUGGGUGACCCCCAUUACACCACCUUCGACGGCCGCCGCUACGACAUGAUGGGCACGUGCUUGUACUCCAUGGCCGAGCUGUGCAGCGACGACCAGACCCUGCCCGCCUUCAGCGUCGAGGCCAAGAAUGAACACCGGGGCAGCCGCCGCGUCUCUUACGUGGGCCUCGUGACCGUUCGCGCCUACAGCCACGUGGUGUCGCUGGUCCGCGGGGAAGCUGGCUUCGCCCGGAUCGACAACCAGCGCUCACGCCUGCCUGCCUCCCUGGCCAAGGGCCGCCUGCGUGUGUACCAGAGUGGGACCCAGGCCAUGGUGGAGCUGGACUUCGGGCUGGUGGUCACCUAUGACUGGGAUGCCCAGCUGGCACUGACCCUACCCGUCCGCUUCCAAGACCAGGUGUGCGGACUGUGUGGCAACUAUAAUGGCGACCCCACUGAUGACUUCCUUACAUCUGACUAUGAGCAGGUUGCUGAUGUUGUGGAGUUUGCCAGUAGCUGGAAGCUGGACGACGAGGACUACCUUUGUGAGGACGGCUGCCAGGACAACUGUCCCUCCUGCACCCCCGGCCAGGCCCAGAACUACGAGGGCAGCCGUGUCUGCGGCAUGCUGACCCAGCUCGACGGCCCCUUUGCCGUCUGCCAUGAUGCCCUGGACCCUGAGCCCUUCCUGAAGGAUUGUGUGUAUGACCUGUGUGUGGUCAACGGGGACCGGGCCAGCCUGUGCCGUGGCCUCGGCGCUUAUGCCCAGGCCUGUCUGGAGCUUGGCAUCUCUGUUGGGAACUGGAGGUUGUCAGCCAACUGCCCCCUGUCCUGCCCAGCCAACAGCCGCUACGAGCUCUGCGCCCCCGCCUGCCCGACCUCCUGCAACCCCUCGGCGGCGCCAUCCAACUGCUCUGCGCGCCCAUGCGUCGAGGGCUGCGUGUGCCUCCCGGGCUUCGUGGCCAGCGGUGGCGCCUGCGUGGCGGCCUCAUCCUGCGGCUGCAUCUUCCAGGACCGCCUGCUCGCGCCCGGCCAGACAGUGUGGGGCGACACGUAUUGCCGACAGCGCUGCACCUGCGACGCCGCCACCCAGCAGAUGAUCUGCAGCGACACGCAGGGCUGCCCGACGGGCGAGCGCUGCCGCGUCCAGAACGGCCUCCAGGGCUGCUACCCCGACCGCUUUGGGAGCUGCCAGGCAUCUGGGGACCCGCACUACGUGAGCUUCGACGGCCGGCGCUUCGAUUUCAUGGGCACCUGCACAUACCUGCUGGCCGGCUCAUGCGGCCAGGUCGCCGAACUGCCCACCUUCCGGGUGCUGGUGGAAAACGAGCAUCGGGGCAGCCAGACCGUGAGCUACACGCGCUCCGUGCGCGUGGAGGCCCUUGGUGUGAAGGUGGAGGUGCGCCGGGAGUACCGCGGGCGAGUGCUGGUGGACGGCGUCCUUCAGUACCUGCCCUUCCAGGCAGCAGAUGGGCAGGUGCAGGUGUUCCGCCAGGGCCAAGAUGCUGUCGUGCGUACGGACUUUGGCCUGACUGUCACCUACAACUGGGAUGCCCAUGUGACGGUCAAGGUGCCUGGCAGCUACUCUGGGGCCCUGUGUGGGCUCUGUGGGAACUUCAAUGAGGACCCAGCUGAUGACCUGGCUCUGCGAGAUGGAGGCCAAGCUGCCAAUGCACUGGCCUUUGGGAAUAGCUGGCAGGAGGAGACGAGGCCGGGCUGUGGAGCGGCCCAGCCAGGUGACUGUUCCCAACUGGACUCCCUGAUGGCCCAGCAGCUUCAGAGCAAGAAGGAGUGUGGGAUCCUUGCUGACCCCGAUGGGCCCUUCCGGGAGUGCCACGACACGCUGGACCCACAGGGUGUUCUGCGCGACUGUGUCUAUGACCUCUGCCUGCUGCCAGGCCAGUCUGGACCACUGUGUGAUGCACUGGCCUCCUAUGCUGCUGCAUGCCAGGCCGCUGGCGCCACUGUGCACUCCUGGAGGAGUGAGGAAUUUUGCCCGCCCAGCUGCCCGCCCCACAGCCACUACGAGGUGUGUUCCUACGGCUGCCCGCUGUCCUGCGGAGACGUCCCAGUGCCCGGGGGCUGCAGCUCCAACUGCAAAGAGGGCUGCGUGUGUGACGACGGCUUUGUGCUCGACGGUGAGUCCUGCGUGCAGCUGCCCUCCUGUGGCUGCGUGUACCAGGGCGCCUACCACCCGCCCGGCCAGACCUUCUACCCGGGACCGGGUUGCGAUUCCCUUUGCCACUGCAAGGAGGACGGCCUGGUGUCCUGUGAGUCCUCCACCUGCGGCCCACACGAGGCCUGCCAGGUGUCGGAUGGUGUCCUGGGCUGCGUGGCUGUGGGCUCUGCCACCUGCCAGGCGUCGGGAGACCCCCAUUACACCACCUUCGACGGCCGCCGUUUCGACUUCAUGGGCACCUGUGUGUACGCACUGGCUCGGACCUGUGGCACCCAGCCUGGCUUGGCCCAGUUUGCAGUCCUGCAGGAGAAUGUGGCCUGGGGCAAUGGGAAAGUCAGUGUGACCAGGGCGAUCACUGUCCAGGUGGCCAACUUCACCCUGCAGCUGGAGCAGCAGCAGUGGAAGGUCACGGUGAACGGUGUGGACAUGAGGCUGCCAGUGGUGCUGGCCGAGGGCCAGGUCCGUGCCUACCAGCAUGGCUCGGAUGUUGUGAUCGAGACUGACUUUGGCCUGCGAGUGGCCUACGACCUCAUGUACAACGUGCGGGUCACCGUCCCAGGCAACUACUAUGAACAGCUGUGUGGCCUGUGCGGGAACUACAACGACGACCCCAAGGAUGACUUCCAGAAGCCCGAUGGCUCACAGGCAGGCAGCUCCAAUGAGUUCGGCAACUCCUGGGAGGAGGCAGUGCAGGACUCUCCUUGUCUGCCACCGCCCACCUGCCAGCCUGGCGGGGACUGCGACUCUGACUUUAAUUGUGAACCUGAGCUGCAGGAGAAGUACGAGCAGGAAAAUUUCUGCGGGCUCCUCACCAGCACCACUGGGCCGCUGGCCACCUGCCACGAGCUGGUGGAUCCCCAGGGUCCCUUGCAAGAUUGUGUCUUUGAUCUCUGCGUGGGGGGUGGGAAUGAGAGCAUUCUCUGCAACAACAUUCAUGCCUAUGUGAGUGCUUGCCAGGCGGCUGGAGGCCACGUGGAAUCCUGGAGGACCGAAUCUUUCUGUCCGAUGCAGUGCCCCGCUAACAGCCACUACGAGCUGUGUGCGGACACCUGCUCCCUGGGCUGCUCGGCGCUCAGUGAGUCUCCACAGUGCCCGGAUACCUGUGCCGAGGGCUGCCAGUGUGACUCCGGCUUCCUCAAUGACGGCCAAGCCUGCGUGCCCAUCCAGGAAUGCGGCUGCUUCAGCAAUGGGAUCUACUAUGAGCCCGAGCAAGCAGUACUCAUUGACAACUGCCAGCAACAGUGCGUGUGCCACCCCGGAAAAGGCCUGGCAUGCCAGAACCACAGCUGCAGUCUAGGGCAGGUGUGCGAGCCCUCUGGAGGCGUCCUGAGCUGCGUCACCAAAGACCCGUGCCACAAUGUGACGUGUCGGCCACAGGAGACGUGCAAGGACAAGGAUGGCCAGGGCGUGUGUGUGCCCAACUACGAGGUCAUGUGCUGGCUUUGGGGCGACCCACAUUACCACUCCUUCGACGGCUGGCACUUUGACUUCCAGGGCACCUGUAACUAUGUGCUGGCAUCAACCAGCUGCCCAGGAGUCAAUGCCCAGGACCUGAUACCCUUCACUGUCACCACCAAGAAUGAGAACCGGGGCAACCCUGCCGUGUCCUUUGUGAGACUGGUCACUGUGACUACCCUCAACACCAACAUUUCCAUCCACAAAGGCGAAAUCGGCAAAGUCCGGGUGAACGGUGUGCUGACAGCAUUGCCUGUUUCUGUAGCCGGUGGACAGCUUUCAGUGACCCAGGGCGCAUCAAAAGCAGUGCUGACCACCAGCUUCGGGCUGCGGGUCAGCUAUGACUGGGACUGGCGCGUGGAGGUCACGCUGCCCAGUAGCUAUCAUGGCGCGGUGUGUGGGCUGUGCGGGAACAUGGAUGGCAACUUCAGCAACGACCAAGCCUUCCCGAACGGCACACUGGCUCCCUCCAUACCCAUCUGGGGUGGCAGCUGGAGGGCCCCAGGCUGGGACCCACUGUGCUGGGACGAAUGUCAAGGAUCUUGCCCAACUUGCACCGAGGACCAAAUGGAGGAGUAUGGGGGCUCUGGCUUCUGUGGACCCCUGGCCCCUGGCACCGGAGGCCCCUUUGCCACCUGCCAUGACCACGUGGCCCCCGAUAGCUUCUUCAAGGGCUGCGUUCUGGAUGUCUGCCUGGGCGGUGGGGCCCACGACAUACUUUGCCAGGCUCUAGCCGCCUAUGCUGCGGCCUGCCAGGCAGCUGGGGUUGUCAUUGAGGACUGGAGGGCACAGGCCGGUUGUGAGAUCCCCUGCCCCGACAACAGCCACUACGAGCUCUGUGGCCCACCCUGCCCGGCCAGCUGCCCGUCUCCUGUGCCCCCCACAACCUCAGCCCCUUGUGAGGGCCCCUGCGCUGAGGGCUGCCAGUGUGACUCAGGCUUCGUAUGGAGUGCCGACCACUGCGUCCCCCUGGAUGGUGGCUGCGGCUGCUGGGCCAACGGCACCUACCACGAGCCAGGCAGCGAGUUUUGGUCUGAUGCCACCUGCUCCCAACAGUGCCAGUGUGGGCCUGGGGGUGGCUCACUGGUCUGCAAGCCUGCCAGCUGCGGGCUAGGUGAAGAAUGUGCCCUGCUGCCCUCAGGCCAGCACGGCUGCCACCCUGUCAGCACAACUGAGUGUCAGGCCUGGGGUGACCCUCAUUACAUCACCCUGGAUGGGCACCGAUUUGACUUCCAAGGCACCUGCGAGUACUUGCUGAGUGCACCCUGCAAUGAACUACCCUUGGGGGUUGAGAACUUCACCGUCACUGUAGCCAAUGAGCACCGGGGCAGCCAGGCCGUCAGUUACACCCGCACUGUCACCCUGCACAUCUACGGCCACAGCUUCACCCUCAGUGCCGGCUGGCCCCGGCAGCUGCAGGUGGACGGCCAGCUGGUGGCGCUGCCCUUCCAGCUGGAUUCGCGCCUGCACGCGCACCUGAGCGGAGCCGACGUGGUGGUGACCACCGCCGCCGGGAUCUCGCUGGCUUUCGACGGAAACAGCAAUGUGCGCCUUCACGUGCCAGCGGCAUACGCGGGCACCCUCUGUGGCCUGUGUGGGAACUACAACCAGAACCCCAACGACGACCUGAACGCGGUGGACGGGAACCCUGGCGACUGGCAGGUGGGCGGCGCUGAGGGCUGCGGGGAGUGUGUGCCCGGACCUUGCCCGGAGCCCUGCACGCCGGAGCAGCAGGAGUCCUUCGGCGGCCCCGACGCCUGCGGCGUGAUCUCAGCCACCGACAGCCCACUGGCGCCCUGCCACAGCCUCGUGCCGCCCGAGCAGUACUUCCAGGCCUGCUUGCUGGACGCCUGCCAGGCUCAGGGCCAUCCGGGAGGCCUCUGCCCUGCCGUGGCCGCCUAUGUGGCAGCCUGCCAGGCUGCUGGGGCCCAGCUCGGCGAGUGGAGGCGGCCUGACUUCUGUCCCCUCCAGUGCCCCGCCAACAGCCACUACAAGCUCUGCGGUGACUCCUGCCCUGUGAGCUGCCCCAGCCUCUCGGCGCCCGAGGGCUGUGAGCCCACCUGCCGUGAGGGCUGUGUCUGUGAUGCCGGCUUCGUGCUCAGUGGAGACACCUGCGUGCCUGUGGGCCAGUGUGGCUGCCUCCACGAGGGCCGCUACUACCCGCUGGGUGAAGCCUUCUACCCAGGUCCUGAGUGUGAGCAGCGCUGUGAGUGUGGGCCCGGUGGCCGGGUCACCUGCCAGGAGGGCAAGGCCUGCGGGCCCUAUGAGGAGUGCCGGUUACAGGACGGCGUCCAGGCCUGUUACCCUACAGGCUGUGGCCGCUGCCUGGCCAGCGGGGGCAUCCACUACGUGACCCUUGAUGGACGUGUCUAUGACCUGCAUGGCUCCUGCUCCUAUAUCUUGGCCCAGGUCUGCCACCCACAGCCUGAGGAUGAGGACUUUACCAUCGUGCUUGAGAAGAACGCAUCAGGAGAGCCCCAACGUCUGGUGGUCACUGUGGCUGGUCAGGUUGUGGGCCUGGCUCAGGGACCAAACGUCACUGUGGAUGGCGAGGCCGUAGCCCUGCCUGUGGCUGUGGGUCAUGUGCGGGUGACUGCCGAGGGCCGGCACAUGAUUCUACAGACAACCAAGGACCUGCGGCUUCUCUUUGAUGGCGAUGCCCACAUCCUCAUAUCCAUCCCUAGCCCUUUCCAUGGCCGGCUCUGUGGCCUCUGUGGGAACUUCAAUGGCAACUGGAGUGACGAUUUUGUCCUGCCCACUGGUGUCGUGGCCUCCAGCGUGGAUGCCUUUGGAACAGCGUGGCGGGCGCCCGGCUCCUCUGAGGGCUGUGACGAGGGCUGUGGGUCCCAAGGCUGCCCUGUGUGCUCGGCAGAGGAGACAGCCCCAUACGAGAGCCUCGAAGCCUGCGGGGAGCUCCGGGACCCUAACGGCCCCUUCUCAGCCUGCCAUGCAGUGGUGAGCCCCUCGGAGUACUUCCGCCAAUGCGUGUACGACCUCUGUGCCCAGAAGGGCAGCAUUGCCGUCCUCUGCCGCAGCCUAGCAGACUACAUGGCAGCCUGCCAGGCAGCUGGUGUGACCAUGAAGGCCUGGAGGACGGAUAGCUUCUGCCCGCUCCAGUGCCCUGCUCACAGCCACUACUCCACCUGCACGCGCUCCUGCCAGGGCUCCUGUGCAGCUCUCUCUGGCCUCACGGGCUGCACCACUCGCUGCUUUGAAGGCUGCGAGUGUGAUGAUCGCUACCUACUGUCCCAGGGUAUCUGCAUCCCUGUCCAAGACUGCGGCUGCACGCAUGACGGCCGGUACUUGCCGGUCAACUCCUCCCUGAUGACCUCCGACUGCAGCGAGCGCUGCUCCUGUUCCUCAAGCACCGGCCUGACGUGCCAGGCAGCCAGCUGCCCAACAGGCCAUGUGUGCAAGGUCCAGGCUGGGGUCCGGGACUGCUGGGUCUCCGACAGUCUCUGUUCCCUCUCUGUGGAUGGCAACCUCACCACUUUCAACGGGGCCCGCACUGCCGUCAGCUCCCCGGGCAUCUAUGAGCUCUCUUUCCGCUGCUCAGGACUACAGGAGACCAUCCCUUGGUACCGUGUGAUCGCUAACGUCUGGCCCUGCGAUGACAAAGCUGAAGCUGUGGGCCUUGUUCACAUCUUCUUCCGGGAUGGGCUGGUGACUGUGACCCGGAACAACAGCGUAUGGGUGAAUGGUCUCCCCGUGGAUCUCCCAGCUGAGGUGUUAACAUCUGUGUCCAUGAGUCAGAAUCCUGAUGGCUCCGUGCUAGUCCAGCAGAAGGCAGGGGUUCAGGUGCUGCUUGGCACCAAUGGGCAGCUGGCUGUGGCCGUCAGCGAUGACCACGCUGGGAUGCUGUGUGGGGCCUGCGGAAACUUAGACGUGGCCGGGACCGAUGAUGAGCAUAACUCCAAGGGGGAGACAACACUGGAGAACUGGAGAGCACAGGACUUCUCCCCCUGUCACAACUGAUCAAUCAUCUACUGGGAAUGAGGACGUCAGAACCUGAACCCCCUGGUGAUUGCAGUAAUCGAAGGGUGCACUGUGUCACUUUGUGACUGUGUGCCCCUACCCCACUCUACCCCUUUGAUGAGCCACUGAGGCCAACUGUGAAAGCAUUGAAUAAAUAUCUUAAGCUAAACUGCA
This is a messenger RNA of Vicugna pacos (alpaca), 9251 nucleotides long. It is a transcript of the gene FCGBP, whose product is annotated as Fc gamma binding protein. The record is from RefSeq and is a predicted model, not a curated record. NCBI's taxonomy places the organism in Eukaryota, Metazoa, Chordata, Mammalia, Artiodactyla, Camelidae. Gene Ontology annotation, cellular component: extracellular matrix. Gene Ontology annotation, molecular function: protein binding.